Messenger RNA from Amoebophrya sp. A120, 192 nucleotides. Lineage: Eukaryota; Dinophyceae; Syndiniales; Amoebophryaceae. The record is from the annotation of a GenBank genome assembly.
UCCUACUUGGCCCGCCAGGGCGCGCGGUUGGUUUUGGCCGCUCUGGCUUGUCGGCCGGCGGCCCUUUGGUUGGCCCGCCGGGCUGAGUGGCCGGUGGUGGCGCUGCAUGCAAGAAGGCACGCGGCCGCCAGUCUCGGCGGAACGGACGACGCAAAGAAACUUACGCACCCAAGUUGGAGGCUCACGGACUGA